Medicago truncatula (barrel medic) is the source of this 3821-nucleotide messenger RNA. RefSeq names its product cellulose synthase A catalytic subunit 5 [UDP-forming]. NCBI's taxonomy places the organism in Eukaryota, Viridiplantae, Streptophyta, Magnoliopsida, Fabales, Fabaceae. The coding region runs from base 214 to 3507 and encodes 1097 amino acids. The record is from RefSeq and is a predicted model, not a curated record. Gene Ontology annotation, molecular function: cellulose synthase (UDP-forming) activity. The transcript is spliced from 14 exons. Gene Ontology annotation, biological process: cellulose biosynthetic process. Gene Ontology annotation, cellular component: membrane.
UCACAUUAUAAUUUAUGAUUCCAGGAUUCUCUCUUUUUUGCUUAAUUUCUUCACAAGUCAAAUUUUACUACUACCUUGUUUUUUUGUUGUUAGUGCAAUGCAAGUAAGCACAGUGUGUCAGUCACUAAACUGAACAACACUUCUGAGAUGACAGAGACAGAUAAGAGUUGUUUUUGAAGAGGGUUUUGAAGAUUCAUGUGAUUGUGUUUCUGAAUGUUAGUUUCAAUGGACACUAAUGGAAGAUUAGUUGCAGGAUCACAUAACAGGAAUGAGUUUGUUCUUAUCAAUGCUGAUGACACUGCAAGAGUGAAUGCUGUGACAGAAUUGAGUGGACAAAUUUGCCAGAUCUGUGGGGAUGAGAUAGAGUUUACAGUGGAUGAUGAACCUUUUGUUGCUUGCAAUGAAUGUGCAUUCCCUGUGUGUAGACCUUGCUAUGAGUAUGAAAGACGAGAAGGGAACCAAGCUUGUCCUCACUGCAAAACUAAAUACAAACGCAUAAAGGGUAGUCCAAGAGUUGAGGGUGACGAAGAAGAGGAUGGGAUUGAUGAUUUGGAAAAUGAGUUUGAUAUUGGAAGCAAUAUCAAACAUGACCCUCAUCACAUUACUGAGGCCAUGUUCUUUUCUCACCUCAACAAUAUCGGUCGGAGUUCACAAAUGAAUGCUUCAAGAAUCACCACGCCAUCAGAGUUUGACACGGCUUCUGUGGCUGCUGAUAUCUCUCUCCUGACAUAUGAUCAUGAGGAUCCUGGGAUUUCUUCUGAUAAACAUGCUCUCAUUAUCCCUCCAUACAAGCUCCGCGGGAAACGGGUUCAUCCUAUGCCUUUUCCUGAUUCAUUUGUGCCGGUUCUACCAAGACCCAUGGAUCCUAAUAAAGAUUUGGCUGUUUAUGGCUAUGGAAGUGUUGCAUGGAAAGAAAGAGUGGAGGAAUGGAAGAAAAAGCAGAAUGAAAAAUUAGAGGUGGUUAAGCACGAAGGUGACAACAAUGUUGAUGAGUUUAAUGAUCCCGAUUUGCCAAAAAUGGAUGAAGGAAGGCAACCGCUAUGGAGGAAGUUACCAAUCAGUCCAAGCAAGAUAAAUCCAUAUCGAAUCAUUAUAGUACUCCGGAUCGCUGUUCUUGCUCUCUUUUUUCAUUACAGAAUUCUCCAUCCGGUCAACGAUGCAUAUGCAUUGUGGUUGACAUCAGUAAUAUGUGAAAUUUGGUUUGCUGUAUCAUGGAUUUUGGAUCAGUUUCCAAAAUGGUCUCCAGUUGAGCGAGAAACAUACCUUGAUCGUUUAUCACUGAGGUACGAGAAAGAAGGAAAGCCGUGUGAAUUAUCCGAUAUUGACAUAUUUGUUAGUACUGUGGAUCCUAUGAAAGAGCCUCCUCUUAUAACUGCAAACACAGUUCUGUCCAUCCUAGCAGUAGAUUAUCCGGUGGAAAAAGUGGCGUGCUAUGUCUCAGACGACGGUGCAGCUAUGCUAACAUUUGAAGCCCUUUCAGAAACUUCAGAGUUUGCAAGAAAAUGGGUUCCAUUCUGCAAGAAGUUCAGCAUUGAACCGCGGGCUCCUGAGUGGUAUUUUGCUCAGAAGGUUGACUAUCUAAAAGACAAAGUGGACGCGGCUUUCAUCAAGGAGCGUCGUGCUAUUAAGAGGGACUAUGAAGAGUUAAAAGUGAGGAUUAAUGCAUUGGUUGCAAUGGCGCAAAAGGUUCCUGAGGAUGGAUGGACAAUGCAAGAUGGGACACCUUGGCCUGGAAACAAUGUCAACGAUCAUCCUGGAAUGAUUCAGGUUUUCCUUGGACAAAAUGGUGUUCGCGAUAUUGAUGGGAACGAGUUACCUCGUCUUGUUUAUGUGUCUCGUGAAAAAAGACCUGGAUUCGAACACCACAAAAAAGCUGGUGCUAUGAAUGCCUUGGUGCGAGUCUCGGCAGUCAUAUCAAAUGCUCCUUACAUGCUAAAUGUUGAUUGUGACCACUACAUAAACAACAGUAAGGCCCUUCGUGAAGCCAUGUGUUUCAUGAUGGAUCCUACAUCAGGGAAAAAAAUAUGCUAUGUGCAAUUUCCUCAAAGAUUUGAUGGAAUUGAUCGUCAUGAUAGAUACUCAAAUCGUAAUGUUGUAUUCUUUGAUAUCAAUAUGAAAGGCUUAGAUGGCAUCCAAGGACCAAUAUAUGUGGGAACUGGGUGUGUCUUCAGGAGGCAAGCACUCUAUGGAUAUGAUGCUCCUGCCAAGAAGAAACCACCAGGGAAGACAUGUAAUUGUUGGCCAAAAUGGUGCUUCAUGUGUUGUGGAUCAAGAAAGAAGAAUAGGAAAGUGAACUCCGGUCCAAGAAAGAAGAUAAGGGAUAAGGACGUCGCAAAACAAAUACAUGCACUAAAAAAUAUAGAAGAGGGAAUUGAAGGAAUUGACAAGAAAAAGUCACCGCUAAUAUCGCAACUAAAAUUUGAGAAAUUUUUUGGACAAUCGUCUGUUUUCAUAGCUUCAACGCUUAUGGAAGAUGGAGGCAUUCUAAAAGCAGCAACUUCUGCAUCACUCUUGAAAGAAGCCAUCCAUGUUAUCAGUUGCGGUUACGAAGACAAGACUGAGUGGGGAAAAGAGGUUGGAUGGAUAUAUGGUUCCGUCACAGAAGAUAUUUUAACAGGUUUUAAGAUGCAUAGUCAUGGUUGGCGAUCGGUAUACUGCAUGCCUAAAAGGCCUGCUUUUAAAGGUUCAGCUCCUAUAAACCUCUCGGAUCGUCUGCAUCAAGUUCUUCGGUGGGCGCUUGGAUCUGUUGAGAUUCUGUUAAGUAGGCACUGUCCUAUUUGGUAUGGAUAUGGCUGUGGCUUGAAAUGGUUGGAACGUUUGUCUUACAUAAACUCGGUUGUUUAUCCUUUGACGUCAAUUCCCUUGAUUGUCUACUGCACCUUGCCAGCUGUGUGUCUUCUAACUGGGAAGUUCAUAGUUCCUGAGAUUAGCAACUAUGCUAGUAUCAUUUUCAUUGCACUUUUCAUCUCUAUAGCUGCAACCGGCAUCCUAGAAAUGCAAUGGGGAGGUGUUGGUAUACAAGACUGGUGGAGGAAUGAACAAUUCUGGGUCAUCGGGGGCGCCUCCUCACACCUUUUUGCUCUCUUUCAAGGUUUGCUUAAGGUUCUAGCAGGGGUUAACACAAACUUCACUGUCACAUCCAAAGCCGCCGAUGAUGGAGACUUUGCUGACCUCUACAUCUUCAAGUGGACAUCAUUGUUAAUCCCUCCUUUAACCUUGCUUAUCCUAAACAUAAUUGGAGUUAUUGUUGGUGUUUCAGAUGCAAUAAACAAUGGCUAUGAUUCAUGGGGUCCAUUAUUUGGCAAGUUAUUUUUUGCUCUAUGGGUUAUUUUACAUCUUUAUCCAUUUCUUAAGGGUGUUAUGGGAAAACAAGAAGGUGUUCCUACCAUCAUUUUGGUUUGGGCUAUUCUUCUGGCUUCAAUCUUUUCACUUCUAUGGGUUAGGAUCAACCCCUUUGUGUCCAAAAAUGACAUUGUGUUGGAACUUUGUGGGUUGAAUUGUGAUUGAGAAAUGGAAGUCUUAUAUCAUUAGAUACAUUAUGUAUAUUUUUAUGCAGAAAAAUCUGCCAUAUGCAUAAUAUUUUUGUUAUUGUUGCAAAAAAAAUAAAAGAUUGUAGCUAGUGUAUGUAGAUAUAAAGGAGGUAAAUAAGGGGAAAAUUGGAUUCAGGAUCAAGUUGUAAAUUGCAAUGGUCAAUGAGGUAUGGAGAUUUUAAUUUAUGAUUUUCUUCUGAAUAAUGUAUAUAGUAUUUGUUGUAAUCAGAGGAAUUUCCAUGUGCUUGAAGUCCAAACACAAGAAAUGGGAUAUAUAGUGGUUUUGCAUUA